Molecule: messenger RNA, 1357 nt
Organism: Patiria miniata (bat star)
Lineage: Eukaryota; Metazoa; Echinodermata; Asteroidea; Valvatida; Asterinidae
Product: C2 domain-containing protein 3-like
Exons: 8
Coding region: 146-1357 (403 amino acids)
Biological process (GO): cilium assembly; centriole elongation
Cellular component (GO): centriolar satellite; centriole
Source: RefSeq, a predicted model, not a curated record
UCACCAUUGAAUAUUGCAGGGUUCAUUUUCGUCUGCUAAAUUUUUUGCGGUAAAAUCAAAAGAUGUUUCGUUUCAUUAUGUUUCAGAUUUUUGAACUUCCAGACAGCAAUGUCUCCUCUAUGAGUUUGAAGUUAAUGAUCUAAAUAUGGUGAAAAAGAAGACAAAACCUCUAAAGAAGGGAAGAAAACGUGCUUUGAAAGAGGAUGUGCAUGCCACCACCAGCUUACCGCCCUCGGUCGACGGCCAGCUGAGAUGCUUCCUGAGGGUCAGCAUCAGCAAGAUUGUGUGGCAGAUUGCCAAACCCCCUGACACAACCCACGUCAGACUGCGAUGGUGGGGCGAGACCUCGGAGGGGAGUAUAUUCAGACCAUUGGAUGUCAAGAACCCACAGAAGGUCGCUACCAGAACUGUAGCCAGAUACCCAGUCAGAUGUGGGCCCAAGCAGUUUGCUGCCUACCUCAAUGAUAUGGGGAGGCUCAUUCUGGAGGUCUUGAAGGGACCCAGCAUGUCAUCCAUCGGCAAGGCCCAGAUCAAUGAAAUCGGGCACCUUGCACCUCAAGUGCCUAUCCAUGGGUUUUACUCCGUGUUCUCCAAUAAGUCAGCGGACAAAAUAGCAGAGCUGCAUGUUUCUCUGGUGUUUGAACCUUUACCGGCUGCUUAUGAUAGCUCCAGCUCCAUACCCACCACAGACCUGAGCGUUGCCACUGCAGGGACAGGCACGACCGCUGAGUCCGGCUCAGUCCGGACCGGCCCACCGCUACCAGCCCCAAGACCACGAAAAGUCAUGUCCAGUUCCAGCGACGACCCGUUUAUGUCACCAAUACCAAAGGUGCCACACCAUGUGAGACACACGGACACGCAACAGACCAUCACACCACGGGGAGUGGACGAAGACUACAGCUUUGUUGUCGGGCCUGGAAAGACGGAUAAACCCUCCGAUCAAAAGAAAUAUCAAAUUGGCUCCGACGCAGAAACGGGGUUCCAAACGGCUGCUUCUGCCCAUGAUGCAGUGAUGAAAGUUCCUAGUUCGGAUACUGACCACACAAGAUCUAGCGAAGUUGAAACACUCAUAGGACGAAAUAGAGAGAAGGCAAUGAAGGAAAUCUCGGAACCUGCGUCCGUGAGGAGACAACACCGCCUGGAUCCGUCCAGCCAGCCAGGCAGCGACCUGAUCUCGGCACUGCUGGAUCGGGGCACCAAGCUGAGGGACAACAUGAUCAGAUCAGAGCUGGACAGGGGCGCGUCGGCCGUGAGGGGAGGGUCCCAUGGAAGACCUGAGAGGAUACAGGGAGAUACACCAGUGGAUGGGGUUGAUACAAGGGAAUACGUGAAAUCAGUGAGAAGGUACGCCGUUUGA